UUAUAACUAUAAUAAUCAAACACGCGCUUCUUCUUCUGUCCUGUGGGGGCAGUGGAGCGCAGCCGGAACUUUGAACCACAGAAGAAGCGCUCCUGCUACAGUUAGCCACAGUUAGCUCAUGGCGGACCUGAACCGGCAGCUCCAGGACUACCUGGCCCAGUCCAAAGGCGCCAAGACCAUCUCCCAGUCCAGCUCCAGCACCACGGUGGACAUGGACGACACGGAGCCGGUCUCCGGGAGCUGGUUCGGGCGGUGGUCGAGCCCGUGGCCCGGGAACCGCAGCGGCAGUCCGUCCGGCCACGGCUCCGGCGGAAGCAGCGGGUUUUCCUGGCCGUGGUCGGCCGAGCCGGACCCUUGCCUGCCGGGCAUGAGCCGCCGGCAGCGGCUGGUGGCCUUCGGGGUGUGCGCGUGUUUGUCGCUGCUGUGCUUCGGGCUGUCGGCGCUGUACGCCCCGCUGCUGCUGCUCUACGCCCGCAAGUUCGCGCUGCUGUGGUCGCUCGGCUCGCUGUUCGCCAUCGCCGCGGCGGCCGUGCUGCGCGGACCCAGCCGGCUCGCCGCCGGCCUGCACACCUCUCCCGGGGCCGCGGUCUACCUGUGCGCGCUCGGAGGGACGCUGUACGCGGCGCUCAGCCUCCACAGCACCGUGCUGACCGCGCUGGGAGCCGCCCUGCAGGUCACCGUCAUCGUCGGGUACGUGGUGUCGCUGCUGCCCGGGGGCAGCGCCGGGAUCCGGUUCAUGGGAGGCAUGGCGGCGUCCGCCAUCAAGAGGACCGUCACCGGGAAAACCAUGCCGAUCUGACCGGGGACGGCGCGUCAGAGGCCGGACACGGACCGGCAGGGGCCCGGUCCACGAGGACCAACAUUCCUGAUCAGCUGAUCGAUCACUGACCUGUGUGAGGGCAGGUGACCCCUGAACUUUGACCUGCAGGGCCACACGUCACGCGACCUGAUGAUGAUGCAAUGAGUGUGACGUCAUCAUCAGAACGUUCUAAUUCAUGUUAAUGAGCUGGUUCCAUUAAAUAUUUUCAUGGUUCA
Larimichthys crocea (large yellow croaker) is the source of this 1035-nucleotide messenger RNA. It is a transcript of the gene sft2d3, whose product is annotated as SFT2 domain containing 3. Gene Ontology annotation, biological process: vesicle-mediated transport. Gene Ontology annotation, cellular component: membrane. NCBI's taxonomy places the organism in Eukaryota, Metazoa, Chordata, Actinopteri, Sciaenidae. The coding region runs from base 119 to 799 and encodes 226 amino acids. The transcript has a single exon. The record is from RefSeq and is a predicted model, not a curated record.